AUGGGCGCCGAGACGGUGCGGGCGUUGUCUGGCGCCGACGACAUGGCUCUGGUGGGUGCGACCUGCAAUACGCCACGGGGCGAAACGCUGCCCACCCCGGGUGGCGGCGUUCCGUUGUCAACCGACCUGGCCAGCAUGCUGGACGCCACCAGGCCGGACGUGAUGGUCGAGUUCACCCACGCCGCGGCCUGCAUGGAAGCAGCGCCGCUGGCGGCGGCCCGGGGUAUCCACAUGGUGCUGGGAGCCAGCGGCCUGAACGCUGAGCAGCUGCAGUCGCUGGAUACGAUGAGUCGCGAGCACGGCAUCGGGGUUAUCGUGGCCCCGAAUUUUGCCCUGGGAGCGGUGGUGUUGAAGAAGCUGGCCGAACAGGCCGCCGCCUUUUUCGAUUACGUGGACGUGGUGGAGGCCCACCAUGAGAUGAAGAUAGACGCUCCCUCGGGGUUUUCGCUCGCCAUCGCCCGGGGUAUGCGGGAAGAGAGGGGCCGGGACUUUGAGCGCAAUCAAACCGAGAUUCACCACCUGGACGAAACCCGAGGCGGCGACAUCGGCGGCGUGGGUAUCCAUAGUAUGCGAUUGCCCGGCCGCAGCGCCCACCACGAGGUGGUAUUUGGGGCGGGCGGCCAGACCCUGAGCAUCCGCCACGACACGCUGGGCCGCGACUGCUACAUGCCGGGUGUGUUGCGCUGCGUGCGCGAGGUCGGUAAUCGUCCCGGCCUUACCGUCGGUCUGGAAACCGUGCUGGGGCUGUGA
Geodia barretti is the source of this 750-nucleotide messenger RNA. Lineage: Eukaryota; Metazoa; Porifera; Demospongiae; Tetractinellida; Geodiidae. The record is from the annotation of a GenBank genome assembly.